This is a messenger RNA of Trichomonas vaginalis G3, 873 nucleotides long. Its product is annotated as protein ubiquitination. The record is from RefSeq and is a predicted model, not a curated record. The transcript has a single exon. The coding region runs from base 1 to 873 and encodes 290 amino acids. Lineage: Eukaryota; Parabasalia; Trichomonadida; Trichomonadidae.
AUGCCAAGUUCUGAAGAAUCAAAAAAUGAAAUUGGAUACGAUUUUAGUGACGUUAAGCUAAUUGAAGUAUUUGAAUACCCUAGUCAGGCAUCAAAAAUCAUUUGUAGUGUGAAUUCCAAUAAUAUUUUACAAAUAUCUUCACAAAUUAUAGAAUUCAUUGCAACUAACAAAAUAUCUAUCCAAACGUCACUUUACUUGAUUGACAUUAUUUCACAAAUUCGUGAGAAAAAUAUUAAAUUAUUAUCAGAACUUUACCAAAAGAUACUAAGCGAAUUUUCAGACAUCAUCAAACCUGAAAAUGAGAAAUUAGCGACUCUUCUUCAUUAUAAAGGUUUCAAAUUUGAAAACUUCAAACCUGAAAUGGAGGAAGAAGAAAUUCUGAAUUUAUUUUCAACAGAAACUCCUUUUUACUAUAUUGCAUGGGAUAAAGUUGAUGAUCUUAAGAGUAAGUUUCCAGAUCUUAAGAGUAAGUUUCCAGAUCUUAAUAUUGAAAAGGAAAUAGGCUAUGAUAUCACACCACUUGAUUGCGCAAUUAAAUACGGAUCAGAAUUGUGUUUCAAUUACAUGAAAAAUUUAGGAGCUCAAUACACUGAUAAUUCCGAAAAAUAUGCUGUUCAAGGCGGAAAUACAAACAUUUUUAUGCAAAUGAUAGAAGAUGGUAAAUCAUUUGAUAACAUGAUUAAUGCAGCAUUGGAUUAUCAUAAUUAUGAAAUUGCUGAGUACUUUAAAUCAAAUUUUGGACAAAAUUUUGAUUCAAUAGCAGAAAGUAUGUAUUUCGGAAAUUAUGAUGUUGCGUCUUAUUUACUUUCUAAUGGAGAAGAUAUCAACAAGACUUACAUAUAUUUUCUUUUCAUAUUUAUCAUUGUUUCAUAG